Molecule: messenger RNA, 2474 nt
Organism: Panicum virgatum (switchgrass)
Lineage: Eukaryota; Viridiplantae; Streptophyta; Magnoliopsida; Poales; Poaceae
Product: protein starmaker-like
Exons: 4
Coding region: 196-2223 (675 amino acids)
Source: RefSeq, a predicted model, not a curated record
UUAAUGCGCGGGCAGGCGGGGCGCGGCCGCCGCUCAAAGCCGGUCACGACGCCCGCGCCGGCAUGUGAGCGAGCGGGUUGUGGACUAGUGGCUGGCGGUGCUACGCGGAGCCCCGCUCCCCACGGAGAGACUUCGGUAGGCGGUAGCUAGCCUCACCGGUGCAUCAGCUCCGCUCGACGUCGUGCGCGCGGGCGGAUGGCGGUGGCGGACUCCACGGCCGUGACCGUCGACUUCCUCCGCGCGCGGCUGCUCUCCGAGCGGUCCGUGUCGCGCGCCGCCAAGGAGCGCGCGGACGAGCUCGCCAAGAGGGUCGCGGAGCUGGAGGAGCAGGUCCGGGCGGUGACGGCGCAGAGGCGGCAGGCGGAGCGGGCUGCCGACGAGGUCCUCGCCAUCCUCGAGUCCCAGGGCUUCGGCGGCCACCUCUCGGACGACGACUCGGACUCCGACCAGGAGGGCGACGCCAGGAGCCGCGGCGACACGGCCCGCGCCCCGGGGGAGGAGGAGCAGGCGGCGGCGAAGUGCGAGGCGGAGGACGCGCUGUCCGGGACGGCCCAGCCCGCCGGCGGGCUGUCGUGGAAAGGCCGCAGCGUGAGCCCGCACAAGGCCACGCAGCUCAAGCACAAGGAGAGGCGGAGGAGCUACUUCUACUUGCUCUCCUCCUCCGAUUCCUCGCCCAAGUACCGGAUGGGGCAGUCGUGCCGCAAGAACAAGCGGCGGAUAGAGCUGAGCAAUGGCAGCAGAUCCGCGGCACCGGAAGAUGACGGUAGCGGCGCAGGGAGUCAGAAGCGGCGGCAAGAUGGGUCGGACGUCACGGACGAUGGCCAGGCGGACGUGAACGGCGAGGUGGUUGGAGAUGAGCAGAGUUCAGGGGAUGGAGGAGGUGGCCAGUACGUGAUCAGGUAUGAGAAGGAUGGGGAGAUGGAGAGGGUGCUGGAGAGGCAGGCAGAGCUGAUAGGACAGUACGAGGAAGAGGAGAAAGCUCAAAGGGAGUGGGAGAAACGGUACAACGAGAACAGGAAUGCAAAUAAGGUUGGUGUGGAGGUCAAGAAUAAGACAUAUCAGACAGAUGCAAAGUCUAAAUCAAGUAAAAAGGACCUCCCCACCACCACCAACCCAUCUGCUCAAUGUCUGCCGGAUGGUUCCUUUUCAAAAUCGCCCCAAAACGCAUCACAAGAAACCGGUUCCCAGCGGCGUGAAGCAGGCAACGAGCCUGAUCACGGUCGUGCGCCAACCUCCUCCAUUUCAGCACAGGAAAGCUCCACUGUCACUAAGCAAGAUGAAGACCGCGGAGACCUAAUCUCAGACGGCGAUUCAGGCUACAAUUCGAACGCCGAGCGCUGCGCCACCAAAGCACCAUCAGACUGGAGCUCGUCGCAGUUCCAUGACAACACAGACAGCCAAGCUGACACGCAGCCGUAUCGACCGGCGUCAAGCAACAUUGCGGAUAUAGAGAGUGUCCUGCAGGCGCUUCAACGUGCCAGGAUAUCCCUAAGCGCCAAGCUGAGCAAGCCGGUUCCUCCCAGCCAGGUGACCUUGGCGCUCCCGGCACCGGGGGACGAUCACAAAGACUACGACGACCUGCCGGCCAACGAUGACGAUAACUCGUAUGGAGAAAACCUCAGCAGCUCAAGCCCAGCUCGUCAGGAGAUACUGGCGCUCCCGGCACCAGAGGAUUACCAUGAAAGGUUGGAUUGGCCACCGGAGUUGGACGGCGCUGCCAUUUCACAAGCAGAGAUUUUGGCGCUUCCCGCUCCAGGAGACGAUUGCCGCAAGGAGAUCGAGGAUUACACGAAGAUCCCUGUCGGCACUCCCGGUUUAUUCCGGUUGCCAACAGACUCAUUUCCAGUGGAUGAGAAGAUGUUCUCAGGUAAUGCCUGCGGUUCAGGGUUUAGUUUGGGGGCAGCGGCUCUACUUGCCACCAGCAUUUUCAGCAAUCCUCCUGCUUCUUAUGGUGCCGGGACAUCAGUUCCAUCUGUUUCGGGAGAUGGGUCAGGGUUUUCAGCAAAGCAGCGCUGUGAUCUUCAGACUCCUGCGCUUCUCCCGGUGCCUACUCCUGGUAGGUGCAACAUUCCCACCCCAGAUUUUACAGUUGGGUGUGCUCCUCCCCUUCCUGGAAUUCCAGGACAUGAGCGAGAUCUGAGGAGAGCAGGGUAUCUUGGGAGUGCAGAUUUGUUCAUGCAGCGUGGUAUCGAUUACACCAUAUCCAAUAGGUGGAUGUUGUAAGCUGUAGCUAUACCAUGUCCUUUUGUUGAUGUCUUCGUUUGUUAGCAUUUGUGCCAUUGUGUGGCUGUGGUUCGGUAAAGCAGUAUAGAAGUGUGUUCUGCAGACUGCAGUAACGUAGACUGUAGUACAGCAUACCACAGCACUUCUCUGCUUGCAAGCAGAAGCACUGAGAAUUGUAGUAGUGGAGACCUCAGCAACUGCAAUGUUGUGGAAAGGUACUUGAGGAUCAGCGAAGGUAACUUUGCACCCCA